Messenger RNA from Jaculus jaculus (lesser Egyptian jerboa), 2926 nucleotides. RefSeq names its product Src homology 2 domain containing E (gene She). Lineage: Eukaryota; Metazoa; Chordata; Mammalia; Rodentia; Dipodidae. The coding region runs from base 1 to 1521 and encodes 506 amino acids. The record is from RefSeq and is a predicted model, not a curated record. The transcript has 6 exons. Gene Ontology annotation, molecular function: phosphotyrosine residue binding.
AUGCAGUGGCCCCCGGCCCCGGGCGCCGCCUCGCCUCGGGGUCUCUGCUGGGCAUCCUCGCUCGUUCGCCGUACGGCCUCGAAGCUCCCGCACCCGGCCGGCCUGGACCUCCUGAUGGCCGCCAAGUGGUUCAAGGAGUUCCCCUUGAACUUGAAGACCGCGACCGAGCGGGCCAGGCCCGGGGCCGGCGGGGCCAGCGGCAAGCUGCGCAAGAACUCCGAGGCCGGAGGCGCGGUGCCCACCCCGGGCAAGGGCCGCAAGAACUCGGCCGUGGAACUGGGCAGCGGUGGCAGGGCGCUCAGCGGGCCCCCCAGGGACAGCCGGCUGUCCAGGGACAGCCUGCAGGGUCUGAUCCAAGCGGCGGCGGGCAAGGGCCGGAAGAACUCCCGGGCCACCGACGAGGACCCCCACCGCGGAGCGGCCAAGAGCUCGGGCUGCAGCACCUACAUCAGCCGACUCAUCAAGGUGGACACCCAGGAGAAGAACGGCAAGAGCGGCUACCCCGCCGCCCUCGGGGGCAGCAGCAGCAGCAGCAGCACCAGCAGCAGCAGCAGCUCUUCUUCCUCGGCGUCCUCCUCUCCCUCCUCCCUGGGCCCCGAGCUGGACAAGGGCAAGAUGGUAAAACAGCAAGACACGGUUAUCAUUCUGGAAGAUUACGCUGACCCUUAUGAUGCCAAACGGACAAAGGGCCAAAGAGAUGCAGAGAGAGUAGGCGAAAAUGACGGCUACAUGGAACCCUACGACGCCCAGCAAAUGAUCACAGAAAUCAGACGCCGGGGUUCCAAAGACCCGCUGGUGAAAGCUCUCCAGCUCCUGGAGGGUCCGAGCGAGCCGGGGGAGAGUGGCCCAAAGGCUGAGGCUGCGGCCAAGAGACGGAGCUCCAAGGAGCUGCUGGGGAGGCCGCCCGGGCUCCACGACGCGGCCUACGAGCCCGCAGAGGCCAAGGCGCGGCCGGCGGACAGCCACAGCCGGCUGCCCGAGGACGACGAGCGGCCGGCGGCCGAGUACGAGCAGCCCUGGGAAUGGAAGAGGGAGCAGAUCGCGCGGGCGCUGUCAGUCCAGUUUGAAGGGUCUGAGCGGCCGGGCAGCAGGGAGGAGCCCGCGAGGCAGCACCACCGGCAGAAGAGCUGGACCCAGAAGAUCCUGAAGCCCGCGCUGGCAGACCACGGCGAGGGCGAGAAGGUGGACCCGGGGCUGCCUCUGGAGAAGCAGCCCUGGUAUCACGGCGCCAUCACCCGGGCCGAGGCCGAGAGUCGACUGCAGCCCUGCAAGGAGGCGGGUUUCUUGGUGCGGAACAGCGAGUCUGGGAACAGCAGGUAUUCCAUCGCCCUCAGGACCAGCCAGGGCUGCGUCCACAUUAUAGUGGCUCAGACGAAAGACAGCAAGUACACGCUGGACCAGACGAGCGCCGGGUUCGACAGCAUCCCCGAGGUGGUACACUACUACUCCAGCGAAAAGCUGCCUUUCAAAGGGGCAGAGCACAUGACUCUUCUGCACCCCGUGCACAGCAAGCUCCACUGAGGUCCCGCCCGGGAGAGCCCCGGGGCCCUGGCACCCGAGGGGGCAUCAAGCACCCAGCCAGCGUCUGGGUGGGCAAGGUGGACCCGCCGCUUCUGAAGUCAGCCGUUCUGUGCUCUUGCACCCGUUCUGGGCCGCGGUUUCUGGCCUGUCUUUUCUCCCCUUGCUGCGUGGCUGUGCUGGACGAAAGCCCCCGGGCCCACCGCGGCCUGCUCCUCUGUGGGCUGUGGACGGCAGUGCGAGCUCAGGGCCAGUGGGGCUGUCCAGCAGCGAGCCAGGUGUCCCCGGAGUCCCUGCCCUCGCCCACCAGCGUGCGGGCUGGAAGAGGGUGCCACGUCAACGCGCCCACCCCAGCAGAGUGGGACCACGCGAAAAUGUGAACGCGGGGCAAGAAAGUCGUCGUCCUCUCACCAGUCCUCCCUCAGCUCCGACCUCCACGCGGAUUCACACCGUUAGGGCUUUGGCAAAAGGAUUAUUUUGUCAGCUUUUUUCUAAGAGAAGUUUUUUUUUUGUUUUUUUUCUUCCUCUUCUUGGUUUCUGUAAACGUCCUCAUCAUUUUUCAGGCAACAAGUAAUAGAAAGAAAAAUGAAAAAGAUGAUGUCCCAGAAAAAGAACCACCAGUAUAAUGAAGCAUUGACAUCUUCCUUCCUUGUAAUUCUGAAUUUUGAAAUAAAACGUGCCCCGAUGAUUACAUUUCUGAAUUAUAAAAACCAAAGCUCCUCACAGCUCAGCAGCUGUUUUGUCACUGGCUAAGCUUCACUUUUGUUUUCUGCCUGUGCAUUUUAGUUGCCAUGGAGUCAUCCUUAUCUCUCCAAAAUUAGAUUGGCUUUGUAUUUUUAGUAAUUUUAAAGAAAACAAAACUCUGAGAUCUAAUUGUAUGAACUGGGUCACUACUUUGCAGAGGUUUUUUUUGUUUGUUUGUUUUUUCUGUACAGCGCAGACCAAUUUACAUUAUGUACAAGUAUUUCCAAAGCUACUGAGGUGGUCACUACUGUUGCUUAAGAUAUUUUAAAUUAAGUUAUCAUAUUUUUUUAUCUUUAUGAUUUACUGUGAACUGACAUCACCAGUUUAUUGUUAAAACCCCAUGGAAAUGGCACCACUGUGACAUGGAUAACUGUGGCUGAGCUGAAUGGCUGUUUCUGGCUCUGGGGUUUGUAAAUUUAGUUCUCAAAAUUGGUUGAGAUGAAAAUGUGCUGUCAGCAGUGAAAAGUUAGCUUUUGUAACUUAUUUCAAAUACACACACACACACACAAAAUGGUAACUUGGUUGAUUACUUACAAAAACAUAUCUUCCCACUCAGAAUUCAUCUCACUGAGAAUUAGAGAUCAGGACUUUUUUUUUUUUUUUCCGUGAAGAUUUUAAUCAAAGGGUUGUGUGACCUGUCAUUUUAAAGCCAAGAAGAACCUUU